AAUAGAAAACGGAAAAACGAAUAGAAAACGGGAAAAUAACAACAGAAAACGGAGAAACUAAUAGAAAACGGGAAAUGAUGAACAGAAAACGGAUAACUGCAUAGAAAACGGACAAUUGCAUAGAAAACGGAGAACAACCACCACCAUGGAAGCACCACCACCACCACCACCACCACCACCACUACUACCACCACUACCACCACUACCACCACCACCACCACCUACCUUCCUAACACCUAUAACCACCACCACCACCACCACCACCACCAUUGACCAACCGAGCAUAGAAAACGGAGCUUCCUGUUUUCUAUGCGGCAAAGAAAACGGGAUGCGAGAAUAUAAGACAAAUUUCCAGCUUCCUUUGUGUUCUGUAGGCCUACUGGAGGUGUUAGGAGCGGGGUUGGGAGUAGGCCUAACCACGGACAGUGAAGUUAUAGGCCUAUGCGUGACGUGUGGUGAAGUUAUAUACAAUCUUGACGAGUGUUACUAUAACUUAUAUAGGCUUAGGCUCAAUAUUACAGGCCUAUUCUACAAUAAUAAUAGGCCUAAGAUGACCCUACGGCUUAUUCCUAGGCCUACUGCCACUGCCACUGCCACUCCUGCUACUACUGCUAUAACUUUUGAUGAUUUAGCUGCGACUAGAUCGAAGAGAGGCAAGACUCGAAGGAAAUCUGCUGCUACUUCUACUUCUACUACUACUACUACUACUACUACUGCUACUACUGCUACUACUACCACUGCUACUGUUAAGAAGAAAGGUGGCAGGCCUAGGAAGCCUUAUGCGUGCAGUGUUUGCCGAAGAAAGUUCCUAACUCAGAGAUCUCUCCACGUUCAUAACUUCAAAGAUCAUCAUGCUACUACUACUACUGCUGCUACUGCUCCUGCUGCUACUCCAGGUGGUGGUGGUGGUGGUGCAUACACGCACGUACACAGUGUUCCUAACUCACAAACACACGUACACAGUGUUCCUAACUCACAAACACACGCACACAGUGUUCCUAACGCGGAGAUCCACACUCAGAACCUUCCUAACACUCAAAUACACACUCAGAACCUUCCUAACACUCAAAUACACACGCAAAACCUUCCUAACACUCAAAUACACACACAAAACCUUCCUAACACACACACACUGACACCAAACCUUCCUAACACACACACACUGACACAAAACCUUCCUAACACACACACACUGACACAAAACCUUCCUAACACACACACACACACUCAAAACCCUCCUAACACACACACACUGACACAAAACCCUCCUAACACACACACACUGACACCAAACCUUCCUAACACAAACACACUGACACAGAACCUUCCUAACACACACCACGUUCCUAACUCACACACCACCAUCAAAUCAGAAGACAACGAGGCGACCACAGCUGCCACUGCAACAGAAAACGGGCGUCAACCACUGCUACUUCCGCAGUUACGAAGGAUUCAGCCGAAACCACAAACCAUAACAUCGCAAAGAGAGGAUGGAACAGUUAUAGUGGUUGUCAAUAGUAGUAGUAGCAGUAGUAGUGCUGUUAUUAGCCUCACUCCUAACUAUCCGGUCAAAAUGCACGCACACACGCACGCAAACGCACACACGCACACGCACGCACGCACACACGACGAGAAAUUGAAGAAAACGCAUUCUUUACCCGCGCAUAGAAAACGAGGGCAGAAAAACGUUCCUAACUGCACUCAAUUUGCGUGCAGAGGUCAGAAAAACAGUCCUAACGCCUCACAAUUUGCGUGCAAGAUUUGCGAGGUGAAUUUUCCCACGCGGAGGGAGCUGUACGCGCACAAACGCACGCACACGCACGCGCACGCAAAAUACACGUGUCCGGAAUGUUUGAGUGCGUUUUCCUUCAAGUACGAACUCAAAAACACACGCAAACACACAUUGCGUGCACUCAGAAGGGCGUGCAUGAAUUUGAGUGCAGUUUGUGUGGCCUGCACGUGGCCUCGCGUGCUGCACUCAAAAUACACGUGCACAGGUACCACGCACGCACGCACGCAAACUCCCACGCAAACUCGCACGCAAACUCGCACGCAAACACGCACGCAAACACGCACGCAAAUGACACGCCCAAGUAUUUGUGUGCGUACUGCGGGCACCUCUCACGCACACACAAGGCCUUCCUCACGCACUCACGCACGCACGAACAUGAAUCGCACGCAAAAAGUGAAAAAAUAGCGAAUUUAGACGAAGAAGUCAAUUUGAGUGCAAAGUCACGCAAAAUUGAGUGCGGGGAGUGUCAUAAGGAGAUGCUGGUGACCUCCCUACGCACGCACACGCACAGGAUGCACGGAGAGGCCAAAUUUGCGUGCGUUUAUUGUAAAGAGAAAUUUUGCGUGCGAUCUGAUCUUAUGAGACAUACAAAUUCUAUGCACGUGUCUCACAAUGCCUAUAAAUGCCAGGAAAUUGCGUGCAGCGAGGCAUUCCCUACCAGUGAUGGCCUCAGGUACCACUUCAAUAAGACGCACUCCUUAGAGACACACGCAUGUACGUUUUGCUCGAAGGCGUAUAAGUGGAAGGGCGAAUUACGUACACACAUUCAGCGCGUACAUGGCAGUCCUGUACGCUUUUCGUGCUCUGUGUGCGCCAAAACUUACACAGAGAGGCGCAAGCUGCUUCAACAUUACUCCCUCAAACACAGCGAUCAGGAGGAGGAGAAAGAUGGGGAUGGUGGCGUAGGCAACCCCGAAGACCCAGCUACCACCACCACCACCGCCACCACCCCAGACGAAGCCGUUACCGAGAAAUUUGAAGAAACGUCGAUCAUUGCCAUCCCUCUCUACCCAAAUACGGACCAAGCUAUUUUGAACGAACCAAUGGGAACAGAACAGGAUUUGAACGGACCAAUGGCGAGCGAGAUUUAUCUAGUACCGGAUUUAACGGUCCCUAUCCACGAGGAGCAGGUGUCUACAAGCUAGUUAUAGUAGUAGUAGUAGUAGUAGUAGUAGUAGUGGUGGUGUAAUUAUUAAUAAUAUUUCUAAUGAA
Messenger RNA from Portunus trituberculatus (swimming crab), 3004 nucleotides. Its product is annotated as zinc finger protein 84-like. Lineage: Eukaryota; Metazoa; Arthropoda; Malacostraca; Decapoda; Portunidae. The record is from RefSeq and is a predicted model, not a curated record. Gene Ontology annotation, cellular component: nucleus. The transcript has 3 exons. The coding region runs from base 1849 to 2937 and encodes 362 amino acids. Gene Ontology annotation, molecular function: RNA polymerase II transcription regulatory region sequence-specific DNA binding; DNA-binding transcription factor activity, RNA polymerase II-specific. Gene Ontology annotation, biological process: regulation of transcription by RNA polymerase II.